Anopheles marshallii is the source of this 690-nucleotide messenger RNA. RefSeq lists its product as uncharacterized. The record is from RefSeq and is a predicted model, not a curated record. NCBI's taxonomy places the organism in Eukaryota, Metazoa, Arthropoda, Insecta, Diptera, Culicidae.
AAACUGGGGCCAUUACUGGAAAUCGAACGCAAUGGUGGUGGAUGUAUAAAAAGUCAGCUCACCAUUAUGGGGCAGUUCAUUCCUUUACAAACUCCGUUUACAUUCAGUUCGUAUCCUUGUUUGAUUAGCCGAUCGUAUAAAAACAUGAGCCCUUUAAUGUUUUGUUCCUCGGUAGCGAUGGUGCUCCUUCUGCUACAAACGACUGUCCUUCCAGCGAGCGGAAAGUACGUCUAUCACGAUCAGGAAGAUGGUUUGCUCGACGAAAGAUAUCUGGAAGCAAUCGAAGGACUGAAAGAGGCCCAAGCAGGAGCACAAAUCCAUUCCAGCGUGUCAGAAAAAUCGAAAACCGUUCCAGUGCCAGUGUUCCAGAAGGUUGGCGUCCCCGUACCACACCCAGUCCCGGUGGCCGUACCGCACUACAUUAAGGUGUACAUUCCGCAGCCCUAUCCGCUCCAGGUGAACGUCGAGCAACCGAUCAAGAUACCGAUCUACAAAGUCAUCCCGAAGGUGAUCGAAAAACCCGUCCCGUACACGGUGGAAAAACCGUACCCGAUCGAGGUGGAGAAACCGUUUCCGGUCGAGGUGCUGAAGAAGAUUGAAGUUCCUGUUCCGAAACCGUUCCCGGUGCCGGUAACCGUCUACAAGCAUAUUAUGCAGAAUGAGAAAACUCACCGCAACUGGCAUUUUUAA